AUGGCCGCUGCGGACCCUGCAUUGGGGAUGGCAGCCAUCAUGGAAAAUCAGGUGGAAGAAAUGCGCAAGCUGCUCAGCAGAUUCAAGGUAUGUGCAAACCCGGCAGCUGCAGGGGUCGGAGCAGACGUGGACGCAGGUGCCCUUCCAGGGCAUGCAGACAUCCUGAUCUUUGGGCCCAGUGGAAGUGGGAAGAGCAGCCUUAUCCGCACCUUCUACAUGGCGCUGCACAAGACGCAGCAGGUUCCUGCCGACUUUGCGGACAGGAUAAUUGUCAAGGACACAGCCAUGAACGAAGGCACUCUCAAAUACAUUUCUGCCGUCAUCAAGCCGGCGAAAUUAGACCACCGAGGUAACAUCCUCUCGUCCUCCAUCUUGUGCCACGACACUCGCGGCCAGAUUUGGAUGGACGAACGAGAGCAGAAGCAGCUCAGCGUCAUCAUGGACGGGAAUGUGAAGGAUGACUCCAUGGUGCAGCAACGAAAUUACAGGUAUGCGAGAUUGCUCUGGGAAUUCUGGAAGCGAGACUCCGAGCUCUUCCCUCCCGAGAUCCUGGCCAACAAGCGGGGUGUCCACAACCAGCCCCACGCCGUUCUCUUUGUCUUCGAUGGGUCCAUGGAGGAGAUACCGGAUGGGGAAGAGGAGACAAAGUUCUACAGGGAGAUCAUCCAAAUGUGCCGCGAGAAAGGCUACACCAACCCCCAGGCCUCCAAGCAUUGUGCAGAGGUGGACAUGCCCUGUCUUGCUAUAUGUGAGCUUUUCAUUAUAGGACAGGAAAGCAUCCGAGCUCCCAGGGUCGAAUAUGAGCCCACACGAGGCAUAGCCAUGGAUGCAUGGGAUCCCCUCGCAGAUCCGGCUGAUGUUGACACACCGAGCAAGUCGGACCCGACAAAGGUGAGUGCUUCAGAUGGUGACUGUAGUGCGGUGGAUGAUGCCUCGAUGUUGGCUAUUGCUGGUCCCUUGGGUCGUGAGGCGGUGUUGUCUUCGACCCGCAUGCGAGACGUCGAGGACUGGAUCUCGCAGGCUGAGGCCAGUGGCCUCGACGCAGAGCAGAUCCUUCCAGCAAGGCAACACCUGAGGUCCUUGGCCAAGCAGAAUCCGACGAUCCACUGGGAAAAGCGAGAGAGCCAAGCAACGGCAGAAGUGGAUGGCACAAAGGCUGGCGAGGCCGAAGCACGUCUGCAAGAUGCUGAGCGGCAGGUGAACUUGCUGCUCAGUGACAAGUCGGAGUCUGCAGCAGGAAACGCCAUGCAGGACGCCACAGAACAGCUCAAGGCCAGCCUUCUGCACGUCUGCGGCCGGGGCCAGGGAAAGGCACUCGUGUCCCUCGGAAAGGCAUUGAAGGUAUGCAAAGAGGCAGCUUUGUGGCAACAGUCCCUCUUGCAUCUUCAAGAAUUCCGGAGACUUCACGAACCGGAUGCCGCUGCACUCGAUGCCGCGACGAUCGCUUGUAGCCGAAGAAACCGGUGGGAUCUGGCUGUCUUCCUGUUGCGGCAGCGCUGGGAGAUUGAGGGGCCGUCAUGGAAGUCCGCUUUCAAUCCUGGCUGUGGAGCCAGCAUCAGUGCUUGCGCCCGUGCGGGACACUGGGACCUGGCGUUGGCCUUGUUCGCGGAGGCCAGAGUCAGGCGGCAGCCCAUCUCCGACUGGAGCUGCAGUGCCGCCAUUAGCGCCUGCAUGAAAAUCGCCUCCUGGAGCAGGGCCUUGCUCAUCCUUCAGGAGGUGCCAGAAGCCCACAGAGAAGGCUACAAUGCAGCAGUUGCAGUCUGCGCCGAGGGUCGUCAGUGGCAGCGGGCUCUUCGCCUGUUGGAGGACAUGAAGCGACUAGCAUUGAGGCCUGAUGUGUUCACUUACAGCUCCGCUGUAGCCGCUUGCCGGUUUUCUUGGGAGAUGGCUGGCUUGAUCUUGGACGAGAUGGACAUUGCCCCGAAUAUUUUGACAUAUUGCUCAGUCAUGAGCUCUUAUGUGAGAGCUUGGCAGUGGCAGCGAGCCCUUAACAUUUUUGCCAGGCUUGCACGCAUUCAUCGCCCGAAUGCGGUUGCCUACACUUGCGCAUUCCAGGCUCUGGACUUAGCGGGCCCGGAAUGGAAAGACGGGGCUUCGCAACUGGUGGACAGCAUGCAGCACGACUACCGGCAGCCAGUCGAUGUUGUGAGCUACAGUGCUGCACAGCAGGUCCUAAGCCACGCCGAGAUUCCCAUGGCCGAGCGCACGUUUCAGCGGGAGAUCUUUGAACCCGCUGUUCUCGAGCUUGAAAAGCUGAGAACUUUCGGCGUUUCAGCGCCAAAUCCUGGCGUCAAGCCACCGGACAUGGGCGGAUUCUCCAGAGGAAUGCUAGAGGCACUUGACGCGCGGAAGCUUUCUUAG
Messenger RNA from Symbiodinium sp. CCMP2592, 2361 nucleotides. Lineage: Eukaryota; Dinophyceae; Suessiales; Symbiodiniaceae. The record is from the annotation of a GenBank genome assembly.